Molecule: messenger RNA, 885 nt
Organism: Lottia gigantea (owl limpet)
Lineage: Eukaryota; Metazoa; Mollusca; Gastropoda; Lottiidae
Exons: 10
Coding region: 1-885 (294 amino acids)
Biological process (GO): plasma membrane phospholipid scrambling
Cellular component (GO): plasma membrane
Molecular function (GO): phospholipid scramblase activity
Source: RefSeq, a predicted model, not a curated record
AUGCUUGCAAGUUUAGCCAAAGUAACUCCAGCGUUCAACGAUGAAACGUGUGGAGCCGCCAUGGAGCCCAUCAGCUCCCAACCCACACAACCAAUCGUCAGUUCAGGGGGUCGUUCAGAGUUUGCACCGGAAGCUUUCACAUGUUUACCUCAAUGGAUGAAUCGACCGGAUACCUACAAAUCAGGAUUAGAGUAUCUAGCCAAACUUGAUCGAGUUCAAAUUCAAACUAUUACCGAAAAAAAUCUUGAUCAAGGAAUGGAUGGUUCUGAACGAGUCAUUAGAUAUAAAUUACUCAAUCCAAAAGGAGAACAAGUUUACAAAUGUAAAAAAGAAUUUACGGGAGAAAGCCUUAAAUCUGAUUUCUCCUUAUUUAUGGUGGAUUUUGAUGGAAAAGAAGUGUUCCAUGUGGACUGGGAAUACAAAUGUUAUCGAGGUUUCUUCUGUUGCUGUGGAUGUAUGUGUCAUGGGCGGGAACUGGCUAUCCAGAUUCCACCAGGUACUCCAGCAGCUCAUGUUGGCAGGAUACCGGGAUGCUGCGGUAGCCCAUACAAUGUUGUAGACAGUUAUGGUAAACAGAUAUUCCAGGUGACGUCACAGUGGUGUAUAUUUAUGGGCUGUGUUUGUUUACCAUGCUCGGUUUGUCAGCCUUCUGCAUUUUACGGUCAUACAGUCACCAAUACAAAAGGAGUUCCUGUAGCGUAUAUAGCUAUGUUAGAUGGUCCGCCAACGGGUCCAGUGGGCCAAGAAACAUAUAUGGCUAACCUAGGAUUUGAUGUGUCUUUUUAUGAGAAGAUAAGUAUAAGAGAAAAGGCUUUAGUCAUUGCAGUUGGAUUUUUGAUUAGCAACGAUCGAGUGAGUUUUGUGUCCAACGUUUAUCUGGAUUGA